AUGAACAUCUGUGACGAAAAUGGAACGGAAUAUUUCACUGUUACCUGCACAGGAGACACCUAUUGUUCCGAAGAUGUUCUUGGAGCAGCGACGUGCGGUGUGGAUCAACCAACCGGUUGUGACGCGAAUCCAACCCCUCCAGAAACAUCACCGAUUCAACCGCUCGUGUGUACCUCAGAAGGCUUCUUUCCCGAUCCAUAUAACUGCAACGUAUUUCACUACUGCACUGGUUAUGGACUCGAAUCGAAGUUCCAGACUUGCCCCGGAGAUACUGUGUUCAAUCCGGAGUUCAAUUCCGAUUCUCCGUGCAAGGUAAAAGUCAAUGACGAGACUGACUGCCCACAGGUGAAUUGCACCGAGAGCACCACAUUCAAACAUUAUGGGACCAGCGAGAAAUAUUUCGCAUACUGUCGGGAAGCGCCUGAUUCUACGAUGGAUAAUCCCAAGGAAAUGAUUGUGUCCAUGUUCAAGUGUGUCGAAGGAACGAGCUUCGAUGGAGUGCAAUGCGUCUUUCAGUGCAAGGAAGAGGGAAAUUUUGCCAACCCUCUCAGCUCGUCUACUUACUACCAGUGUUACUAUUCGGAUGAGGUGCUCGUCGGAAGGAUGUUGAUGUGUCCAAGUGGAAGUCAGUUCGACGGAAAUUUGCAAGGCUGUCGUUGA
Messenger RNA from Aedes aegypti (yellow fever mosquito), 660 nucleotides. RefSeq lists its product as uncharacterized. Gene Ontology annotation, molecular function: chitin binding. The transcript has a single exon. Gene Ontology annotation, cellular component: extracellular region. The record is from RefSeq and is a predicted model, not a curated record. Bases 1 to 660 code for a protein of 219 amino acids. NCBI's taxonomy places the organism in Eukaryota, Metazoa, Arthropoda, Insecta, Diptera, Culicidae.